This is a messenger RNA of Schistocerca piceifrons (Central American locust), 2649 nucleotides long. RefSeq names its product MPN domain-containing protein. Gene Ontology annotation, molecular function: polyubiquitin modification-dependent protein binding; metallopeptidase activity. Bases 152 to 1822 code for a protein of 556 amino acids. NCBI's taxonomy places the organism in Eukaryota, Metazoa, Arthropoda, Insecta, Orthoptera, Acrididae. Gene Ontology annotation, biological process: double-strand break repair. The transcript is spliced from 10 exons. Gene Ontology annotation, cellular component: BRCA1-A complex; BRISC complex. The record is from RefSeq and is a predicted model, not a curated record.
GGACAAUUGGCUUUGUUGACACACUGAAAGGCGGUAGAUGAAAAUUGUUUAUUGGUGUGAGAAGCAUGAUGUGUUUUUGUGAUUGAAGGAAUCUGAUGAAAGACAUGGACGAUUUUGUAGUAGUUCAAGUGGAAGAAAUAUUACACUCCAGAUGUUGUUAUCGUCUGGUCUGCUUGAGCCUGGUGAGGGCACUAUGGCCAUUGAAUACCUGGGACAGCGUUUCGUAGGAGAUCUCCUGCCUGAUGGUAAAAUUAAAUCCCAAGAAACUGAUAUAAUCUUUGCUUCUCCAAGUGCUUGGGCAAUCCAUUGUAAACGAAUUAUCAAUCCAGAUAAAAAAUCUGGUUGUGGUUGGGCAUCGGUUAAAUACAAAGGAAGAAAGUUGGAUGUCUAUAAAAACGCUUGGUUCAGGAAGAAAAAGGAAGAAGAACAGGAUAAAGAAAACAGAGAUACAGAUGACGAUGAAAUGGAGAAGGAAAAGCUCGUGUCAGUGCAGCGGAUUGUGAAACAUAAUGUGUUAGGAAUUCGUUCCAUCAAUCAUGAUCCAAACACGUUGGUUGAGAGCACAGCAUUUUCAAGCCUGGGGAAAAUUCAGCCAUUUCUGGUUUCCAUGUCUACUAAUGCUGUUCUUGUUAUGGACUUCCAUUGUCAUUUAACUACCUCAGAAGUUGUGGGAUAUUUAGGAGGUCAUUGGGAUGUGAACGCACAUAAUCUCGCAAUCACACAUGCGUUCCCCUGCAAAUGUCGCUUGGGAGACAGGGAGAUGGCACCACUUGUUGAAGCAGAUAUUUACCGUGCAAUGGAACAACGUCACCUUACGCUUGUGGGAUGGUAUCAUUCCCAUCCCUUCACAGCAGCCACACCAACACUACGGGAUAUAGAUGCUCAGUUGGAGUAUGAAAUAAAGAUGAAAGGAAACAGUGAUGCUAGUUACACACCAUGUGUUGGUGUCAUCUGCUCUCCAUACAAUAAAGAUAACCAGUCUCUAGAGUCUGCUAUUGUGAGCUAUUGGGUGAUGCCGCCUCCAGAGAGCAAACCUCAUGAUUAUGGGAAGCCAAUGCUUAUGAGUUACAGUGUUGUGCAGGACCAGUUCCUAUCCCAAGAUGCACUUAAUGAAAUGAAACGUUGUGUUGACUUCUAUAGAAAUGAAAGUGACUUUAUAAAUUUCUCGGAAAGUUACAGAGGAAACAUUAGCUACCUUGAUAAGCUCAAGACAACAUUAUCAUCAAAAUUCCCACGUGAUCAAAGUGAUGGCAUCCUUUGGAGUUUCAUUUGUGACCUUGUGUGCCCUGGGGGAGGAGCUACAGAAAAUGGUCUUAGUUUUCUGAAUAAAUUAUUUGGCAGCCCAGAAAUUCAAAAUAGUAGUCCUGUCCCCUUGGAUAAAGUGAACCUCCUAGUUCCCAGCAUUCCAAUGGCAUCCUCGGCUAAAUCAUCACCUGUUAACUUGGCAGGUGGGAAUAUGAUGAUGAGUGCGGACAUUGCUGCAGCAUUAUUUGGAAGCGGAAAGUUUCCAUCGCCUACAUCUCUCAUGGGUUUAUCUGCAGAAGCUAGUAGGUCUUUAAUUGGAUCAAGUGGUAUUAGCAACAUGUUUAUGCCACCUUUGGGUUUUAAAAUGGAUAAUAUUAGUUUAUUGAAACCUCUUACAAACACAGUUUCUAAUCCAGUGGCAAGUACUUCAAAAGCUUCCAGUCCUGUAGCUUCCAGUCCUGUUUCAGACACUAGAAGUGCAUCACCAGCAAAGACACCACAGACUGAACCUGUAAAUCUGACAGCUGCAGAAAGUACUGAAAAAAAUUCUACAGUGAUAAACAUGGAAACAACAUGAAACUCCAUGUUUUAAUUUUAAUGUUGUAGUUAUUAUAGUAUUUUAAAACUGUAAUUUAUAUUUAACAUUUUCUAAGCAGUUCACUUUCCCAAGUGACAAUUUUCUAUUUUGUUGACGUGUGAUGAGGGAUAUAGAAUAUGGACCAUUUUGGAAUAGUGCAGGUAAUGUCUGUACAUUAUGUACAGGCUGGAUAAUAUGACUGGAAACACUUGUUUGAUUUUUGUAUUAUCGGAAUACACUUACUUUCAUUGAAGCAACAGAAAUUUCUGUGCAGACAUUUCUGGUUAAGGAGUUCUUCAUGUCUCAGAAUCUCCUUUUAGGGAUUGUGUGGAUAAACUGUGUGUUUAUUUUAGAAUUACUGGUAGGAGUCAGCCAGCAAAAGUGACCACCUGAGUAUUACAGAUAUGUUAAAACAGGGCUGAGAAUUGAGCACAGUCCCUUGUGCUUUACAGGCAGUGCUCUUUCUUGUGGAAUCAAAGCACUUGACACACAUCAUCUCAGUAAGUCAGUAUGACACUGUGUCUCUCCUUUCUCACCAUAUCCAUAUUGGUCUUCGUUUCCUUUUACUGCCAUUGACAACGAGAAACAUUUUACUGAAACAAAUGUACAGUAAUAUUUUUAUUAUACAGUGCCUUUUACGUUCAUGUUGUGUAAUACAUAUGUGAUAAAACUGAAUGGCUGAUGUAAGUUUUGAAAGGCAUUAUGAGGGAAAAAUAUGAAUUUACUUAUGUAGGUUAUGUAAUAGUGACAUUAAUGUCAUGGGGUUCUUAAAAAUUUUGUCUUCAUUGUUGUAAAUAAAAAAUUCUUUGCUCUGAAUAGGAUAUUGA